CAAACUGACGCGGACUGGCUCGUGAGCCGUCCGGAUCCCAACCACGUCUACUCCGCCAAGGUGAUGCUGCUGGCCGUGAGCUCGCUCGAAGAGCUGUACCACAAGUGCUGCGGCCUGGCGGAGGACGCGGCCGAAGUGCGCGAGGACUUUAUUCAUCCGACGCGCCUAAUCAGCUUCCUCGUGGGGCUGCGCGGCCGCACGGAGGCCAUGCCCAUCGGUGGUGCGUGGUCGCCGGAGCUCGACGGACCAAACCCGGAAGCGAACCCACAGACUCUCAUCAACACGGCCGUCAGGACCUGCCGAUGUCUCACGGGGAUCGACCUCAGUCUAUGCUCACAGUGGUACCGCCUGAUGGAGGUGAAGUACCACCGGCCGGAGGAGACGCACAAAGGGCGCGUUGUGCCCGCACGUGUUGAAACAGUCGUCAUUUUCUUGCCAGAUGUUUGGAGUUGUAUGCCGUCGCGCCUCGAGUGGAUCAACACGUGCUCCGCCUACAAGCGGCGCCAGAGCGGCGGCGGCGGCGACGACGACGACAAGGAUGUCACUGCUUCACAGGGGGAGGUGCAGUGCGUCGAUCCAGCACACUGGUCAGAUGUCGAUCCCAAGCUUCUGAAGGUUUCUGAGCUUCGCAGAGAGCUGGACCUGCGCAACCUCAGCAGCAAGGGCUUGAAGUCGCAGCUCGUUGCCCGUCUAACGAAGGCCGCGCGUGCCGAGCAGGAGGAGGAGGAGAGCGACGCGAAGGCAAACGGGGAGAAGGUCGAGGAAGAGGAGGAGAAGAUGGAGGAGGAGGCCAAAGAGGAGAAGGAGGAGGAGGAGAAGAAGGUGGAGGUUGAGUUGCCAGAGAACCCGGUCAUCAUGGUGCAUCCGUCGCGCACGGCCAAGGGAGGCAAGUUUGACUGUACGGUGAUGUCUCUCAGUGUUCUGCUGGAUUACCGCCAGGAGGACAACAAAGAACACUCGUUCGAGGUGUCACUGUUUGCUGAAAUGUUCAAUGAGAUGCUUGUUCGAGAUUUCGGCUUCAAGAUUUAUAAGUUGCUGAUGGGCCUACCGGAGAAGGAAGAAGAGGAUAGAGACAAGAGGAAAAAAGACAAGAAGGACGAUAAGAAAGAUGACGACGAAAAGAAAGACAAGGAGGAAAAACGAAAAGAUGAUAAGGAUAAAGACGAUAAGGAGGAGGAUAAGGAUAAAGACGAUGAUAAAGACGAUGAUGACGAUGAACCACACCGGCUACCUCCUAGACAAGGACCUUGAAGACAUCAUCUACAUGCUGGGCCUGCACCUGUCACGCGCUCAGAUCAAGCGUCUGCUGCUGAAGGUGGUCACGCGCGACACACUCAACUACCGCAAGCUCACCGACAAGCCACGCUCCAGCAAGGACGCCGUCGCGGAAACGAAAGAGAACGGAGACGACGAUGAGAUGAUCGUCGACACGGCUGUCGAGGAGCUCGCCGCCGGAAAUCUUCUGCUGAUGAAGCAGACGAUGGCUGGCGGUGGCGACCCGACCUCGGCCGCGACCUCUGCCUCAAAGUCUCGUGUGGGCGAGGCGGGAGGUGCCGCCGCUGCGGGCGCCGGCGCCGAUAACUGGGUGAUGUACCGCGGGUCUCUGCUCGACGUCGAAAACCUGCUACAGCGGCUCGAGCGCAGUGAACGCAACCGCAAGGCCACCGAGGAGAAGCUACAGGACAGGGAGCACGAAGUCGAGCGUCUGCAGACGAGCGUCGGCGAGCAGACGGACGCGAGCCGCACGCUCACCGCCGAGCUGAAGAAGACGCAGAAGAAGCUGGCGGGCGUCGAGCAGCAGCAGCGGCAGGCCGAGGGCCAGCGGCACACGUACUACGACACGCUCGCGCAGAGUCGGCACGCGCUCACCACGCUGCUCAGCAACAUCUCGCUCGCCGUCGAGACGAGCGAAUGUGAGGGAACUGAGGAAGUUGAGGGCAAAUCAAGUCGAGCCGUAAAGCAGGAGCCAGGCACUGAAGCCAAAGUCAAGGAUGAGAGCAAGAAUAAUUAGUUGAUUCCCCCAACAUACACACACACGCAGACACGCACACAUGCACACACACGCACACAGAUAAAACGAGAGCUCAUCAUGGCAAUUCUGUGCAAGGUGGACUCGACGAUGAUUAGACUUGGUCGUAUUGAUGUUCCUACAAUGUCAUUCGCACGCACAACACACACGUUUCUUUCCUGAAAGGAGAAGCCGAUAUACCUCCGACCCGUAACAAAACGAGGCCAAAAGCUUUUCGCGGAUCCACGAAUAGCGUGGGGUGCUCGCGGCAGAGUCAACGAGAUGAGGCGGGGCAAGCGGACGCAGCUACCGCGCGCGAUCGUGGGCAUUGUGUGAUGCGUGGCGCCACCUUUUUACUCGUGUUAGGUGAGAACGCCACCACGAAACAUAGCGGCAGCCGCAUUCUGCGUCGCCGCAAGCAUUCCACGCCACCGUGGCACCACGUGUUGUCAGCGCCACCUAUACACCCGACCCGCACACAUGCCAUGUAGAGUGAUUUUAUCUCGACGCGGAAACGAAUGCUACGGAACUAUUUUUUCUACUUUUUUACAAUAUUUCUUUUUGCCUCCGCCGCAAGACGGCCGUGGUGCACGUACGAUCACCAAAUACGUGUUAAUGUGAACGAUGCGAUGUUGGGUCAAGCGAUGAGAACCUCCUAGGGUCAUGCAACAAGCUCUUCCUAUGGUCCCCGGAUGAGCUCUUUCCUUGUUCAAGAGAUGAGCACUUCGUUGGGGAUAUUGGACUUAUUAGGAUUGUGGGACAAUCAUUUCUUGGGGUCAUUAGGAAAAGCACUUCUUGGGGUCACGGGUCAAACACCUCCUUGGUCACGGGACGAGCAAUUCCUGGGGGCACAGGAUGAGCAUUUCCUGGGGGCACAGGAUGAGCAUUUCCUGGGGGCACAGGAUGAGCAUUUCCUGGGGGCACAGGACGAGCAUUUCCUGGGGGCACAGGAUGAGCAUUUCCUGGGGGCACAGGAUGAGCAUUUCUUGGGGGCACGUAAUGAGCCCUACCUAGAAUCGUGGGGUAACGUGACGAGCAACGUUCCUGCAAUCCCAGGAUGAGUAGUUCGGAGGUCUUCCGAGGGGAUGUGUGACAUCGCUAUCUAUGGCCACUCGUUCCCCCGUAUGAAUUCGUCUCGUAUCGGUCAGCUGGGACGUCACGUAUCAUGUGUGUCACAUUGUCUUUGGUGUCACACCGUAUCUGGUGUCACACACACCGUCUCUCAGGACUGUUGUCAGAAACCAAAUACGUAUGACAUUUCAGACUUACGAUAGUCAUAAUCGUUUAUGAUCAUUCUGGCAACGGGCCCUGGUGUUUCGUCGUUAGUACAUAUUACCCUUGAAACACAGGGUCACUGGCAGAAACUUAGUGAUGUCCCACACGUGUGAUCUGUGUGUAUGUGUAUGUGUGCGUGCACGCGCGUGUGUUCUGCCUUAUCAGAGGCAAUGUGAGGCUCGGAAUUGGCACAUAGCUGCCGCGGUAUAUACGCACCUAAUGCACCUAACGUGAAACGUGCUUGUAAAUACUUGUGUAACGAGUAAUAUACGUCCGAUCAAAGGGGGGUUAGGCAACAACGUCGUCUCCGGUGUUUGUCAACGUUGGAAUUGGACGGUUGAACACGUCGAAUCGGUCUGCGAGCAAUAGACACAUGGAAUCGCACGAAGGUUAAUACCCCGUACAGACUGCAAAAUUUGAUAUGGUAUUAAACUGGCGCGUGUCAGGCGCCAAAUUGUAGUGUACGCACUGCGUAUUUGAUCCUUCAUGAAAUUUGGCGUGCGCCUGACCCGCACCAGUUUAAUACCAUGUCAAAUUUGCAGUCUGUACGGGGUAUGAUAUUGCUUAUCGGUGCACCCCCGAGGACGAUAGACAUCGGUUGCCGCGUUAGCCGUGGCUUCCGCUAGUAAGUCAGGAUCAUGUUUAUCCCCUAGAGUUGAGAAUAGUGCGUGUGUCACUAUCGCUAUAGAGCGUGACAGCUGCAGAAGACGAUGAUAAUCAAUGAAUGAAUGGUUGGUGUUGGUGUGUCGCAACUGCACAAGUACACGCGGCUGUGACAUGUAGAGGUCGCCGGUGUCACUCCUCGCGGCUGUGAGAUGUAAGAGGUGCCAGUGUCGCUCCAUGUAGUGGUAAGAUGCAGAGAGCGUCUGUGUUGCUCCAGGCAGGAGUGAGAUGCAGAGAGCGUCUGUGUUGCUCCAGGCAGGAGUGAGAUGCAGAGAGCGUCUGUGUUGGUGAGCGCGGCAGUGAGUUGUAGGGAGCGCCAGUGUUGGUCUGCGCAGUGGUGAGACGCAUGCAGUGGGCGUGUUAGUAUAAUUGGCAUCGUGAAUUUAAAGUCGUGCGUGUGAGUUUGUCUGUAGUUUACCAAUUCAGUUUUUUUAAAUAAUAAAACUUAGAAUGAAGAUGACA
This is a messenger RNA of Priapulus caudatus, 4408 nucleotides long. RefSeq names its product cell division cycle and apoptosis regulator protein 1-like. Gene Ontology annotation, biological process: regulation of DNA-templated transcription. The record is from RefSeq and is a predicted model, not a curated record. Gene Ontology annotation, cellular component: nucleus. NCBI's taxonomy places the organism in Eukaryota, Metazoa, Priapulida, Priapulimorpha, Priapulimorphida, Priapulidae.